Molecule: messenger RNA, 3234 nt
Organism: Glarea lozoyensis ATCC 20868
Lineage: Eukaryota; Fungi; Ascomycota; Leotiomycetes; Helotiales; Helotiaceae
Product: P-loop containing nucleoside triphosphate hydrolase
Exons: 4
Coding region: 1-3234 (1077 amino acids)
Molecular function (GO): ATP binding; ATP hydrolysis activity
Source: RefSeq, a predicted model, not a curated record
AUGGCCGACACGCAGGAUAUAUCACGUUCCCAGGAAGUUACAUCACUUGAUAUCAUACAGCAAAAAGAUGAUGUGACCACCUGUACUCGAGAGAUUGCUCUGUCAACGGAAACCACUGGCCAAGGAGAUCACAUAAAUUCUAUUCCGACUACGGAGGCAAAGGACCUUCCGGUAACUGACUCCCAACUUACACAAAUUCGUGAAAAGCUAGCGGAGCUUGAGGCUGUUAUCACUACACUCAAGGCAGCAAGCGUUAGCACCGUUAAGAGUCCGGAACAUGAUCCGGAGGCGGAAGAAGCUGCCGAGCUUGCCAAACGAUGGGAGAAAGAAGCAGAAGAAGUGAGAAGAUUGGAAGAGGAAAACAUCGCAUCAGCGAUAAGGAUCAAAGAUUUCGAUACCCCCAAAGGCGUCAGCCAUGUUGCGUCCGAGCAAUGGCUACUGAAGGACUUCAGGACGACAUGGACGUCAUCAGAUACCAAGUCAGUUCUCAUCAUCUCAAUGAAAAAGUUUCGUGGAGCAACCACCCACGUUGAAUCUACUACCUUACAUGACCAACGACCACACGAUGAUAUCACUGGGGUCAUUGUCCAAGCUGUCCAAGCUCAGAACCUGUCUGAGCCUGAUAUACUUUAUCAGGAGAAAAUGAGUGGCGCCGAACCACCAGCUCGACAAGCCGAUCGUUUGGCUUUCGGAAAUGCCGAAGUUCUCCUCGAGAUAGGCAAAAAAUGUGGACUGAACAUUCCCAUAGGAAGCAAGGUGCUCUUACGUCCCUUCAAACCAUUGGUUUACUAUGAGGAGUACUUCAGAGAGCUCUUGCGAACCCAAGAAAGCCUGCAUGACACGCUCACGUUAAGGUUCGAAGAAAACCUUGCGAGCGUGCCGGAGCAUAAGCCAGACAAUACAGGAGAAAAUCCCAGCGGGCAAGUGGUAACAAUGACAGAUGAGAUAAGGGAUGGGACUCCGAACCUUGAGAAAGAGACAGAACGAGAUGAGGUACUUUGGAAACUGAAAAGAGACGUCGUCGCUGCUCGGAAGCUUCGCAAUGGCCUGCGCUGUCUAAUCUACUUCAUGGAUGUAUACAUGCAGGAUAUACUUGAGAUGCAUGGUAAAAUCCAAAGAGGUGAAGUUAAAGAGAUAGCGUUUGACUAUCUUUGGAUGCUCUUCAAGCGUGGCGAAGAGAUUGUCACCACCAAAUCCCAGAUCCAGGCCUAUCACGUUCUUCAAGUCACAGGUGGGCGAUCGAUUGUACCGGCACUAUCCGAUGACACAGAAAAGAAACGAGCUCGAAUCAGUCAGACUCGAACGUCGGCCCUAGUCAUUGAUUGUUUCUAUCUCGAUUUUGAUGGCAAGAAGUUUGGACCCGUGAUGAAGACUUUCACAAUCGAGCCAUUUGAAGGAUCCAUGCCGUUGUCAGCGCUUGAGUGCAUCCCACUUCCAAAAGAUGGAAUUAAACGAGAGUCGCUCAUUGACAGAGGCAAGAAAUUUGUCAAAGCUACAAAGACCGCACACAUGAACUAUCGAGGAUUGACAGUCAAGCAGAAUGUUACAAGCAAAGUGGAAGAGGUUGAUGGCGGUAUCAUGAUCGAUUUCGAGCUUGCUUAUCGAAACAGCGAUGAGCUUGAAACCCCUAUAUUCAUUAACGAGAAUGAUAUCAACAGACUUCCAGAUGAUUCUCUAAGUUACCAAGAGUUGACUGAGCCAUGCUCGCUCGGCGGCACAUGCUGUUCUGUGAAUUACAAUAUAGAUGAUUCUGUAUUAUCCACAGAGCCGGACACCGAUGUUACAAAUGACAUAGCAGCUUUGACUCCAACUGUCUCAAUUUGCAUAUCCAAAGGCGAAAUCGACGUUGAAAGGCUGGUUCUACUUCCAUACCGAGUGUUGGGCUAUGCUUUACUAGCUCGGAAGUGGUUCGCGUUUGAUCUGGAUCUUGUGGAGCCAAUCAAAAAGCUCAGACCCAAUGAACCCGACGGAUUCGCAGACCUCGUUCUCCCGGACGGCCACAAAGAUGUUGUUAGGGCCUUAGUCUACAUGCACACAAAAGGUGUCCAGCAACAGGGUGGAUCUGCAACUCAAGAACGAGUACCGGGGAGGGAGAUAGAUCUUGUUCGAGGAAAAGGCAAAGGACUUAUUAUCCUGCUUCACGGAGCCCCUGGCGUAGGAAAAACCUCGACAGCCGAGUGCGUGGCCAUUAACACCCAGAGACCCCUGUUCCCAAUUACUUGUGGUGACAUUGGAGGUGUGACGGCAGGAGAAGUUGAAAAGAAACUGGAAAGCUUCUUCGACUUAGCUCGAAAAUGGAACUGCGUAUUGCUUCUUGACGAAGCAGACGUAUUUCUGUGCGAGCGGACUAAGGGAGACAUACAACAGAAUGCAUUGGUAUCAGUAUUUCUUCGUGUUCUUGAGUAUUACUCUGGUAUUUUAAUACUCACGACAAAUCGUGUUGCGGAGUUCGAUGAGGCCAUUAAGUCACGAAUUCACUUAAGCUUGUACUACCCACCUCUGGCACAAGAAGAAACUCGAGAGGUUUGGAAAAUGAACAUUCGCAGGCUGGAAAGAGAAAAUACCAGACCGCCACCAAACCGACCCAUUGACUUCGACAAGAAGAAGAUUAUGGCGUAUUCUAAGUCCCAUUGGAAUGACAACCAUAGGUGGAACGGGCGGCAGAUCAAAAAUGCUUUCCAGACUGCCAUUGCACUUGCCGAGUGGGAGCAUCUCAAGUACGAAAGCGUAGAAGAAGCAAAUAGUCCUCCGCUUCUACUAGAUGAGCAUUUCAGACAAGUCGCACUUGCCAGCGCCCAUUUCGAGCGUUACCUGCUCCAGACUCGUAGAAAUAAGACCGACAAAAUGCUGAUGAAACAAAGCGAAGUUAGGGACGAUGACUAUGAUCCACGCAAGAAUAUCAUACAGGACAACGGCAGCGGAGUGAAAUUUAAACUAGCGGUCUCCAACAACCCAAUGCAGCGGAGUGAUCAGAUUGGUUCUGAUGAUGAGUCUAAUGAGUCUAAUGAGGAAAAAUUGGCGCAGCGCGUCAAAGCAAGACAAAUGGUGCAGGCAAAACUGACUAGAGAGAGUGCUAAGAGAGCUGACUCUGAAAGAAAACAGCGAGAGGAGAGAGCACUUAAGAAAGAUGUCAUAAAACGUGAACGAACAAUGAAACAAGAGGAAGACGCUAGAUUGCAUGACGCUACUGAAGCUAUCCGCACUACAGGGUUCUCAGACUCCGAAUCCGAUUAA